AGAACGAAGGCUGUGGGUAAGGCGACAUUUCCUGCCCCCGGGGCCAGGGCUCGGGGAGAGAUGAUGAGUUGCUGAGUGUGCACCCCUUUCCGGAGCACAUACACACUCCCUGCUCUGGGGUCCCUUGUCAGGCUGCCCCCAUGGAGCUCCCCCUGGCCCAGAUAUGUCCCCGAGGGAGUCACGAAGUCCCCGUCCCAACCUUCAGCACCUUCCAGCCCACGCACAUGACCCGCAGGAGCUGCCAGCGCCUCGGCUACACUGCGGCAUCUCCCCAGGCCCCAGAGGCUGCCUCCAUCCCAGAGAAUGCUGAGAGGGCAGAGGAGGUGCCUGGGAAAGGAAGCCUGUCCCUGCAGGCCAAGAUCCGGGCUUGGUUCCAGAAGACCCAGGCCCACUGGCUCCUGCAGCACGGGGCAGCCCCUGCCUGGUUCCAUGGCUUCAUUACCCGGAGGGAGGCAGAGAGGCUGCUGGAACCCAAGCCUCAGGGAUGCUACUUGGUGCGGUUCAGCGAGAGCGCGGUGACCUUCGUGCUGACUUACAGGAGCCGGACUUGCUGCCGCCACUUCCUGCUGGCCCAGCUCGGGGACGGGCGCCACGUGGUGCUGGGCGAGGAUAGCGCCCACGCGCGGCUGCAGGACCUGCUGCGGCACUACACGGCACACCCUCUCAGCCCCUACGGGGAGACGCUCACCGAGCCCCUUGCCCGCCAGACUCCUGAGCCUUCAGGACUUUCCCUGAGGACUGAAGAAUCAGACUCCGGAAGCAAAAGCCAGGACCCAAACCCCCAGUACAGCCCAAUAAUCAAGCAGGGGCAUGCCCCAGUCCCGAUGCAGAAAGAGCGGGUCGGAGAGAAAGAGCCCUCCCAGCCACUCAGGCCCAAGCCUCCCAUCCCCGCCAAACCUCAGCUGCCCGCAGAACUCUACACAAGCCCUGCUCCACGCCGCUGCCCGGCCUCACCCCCCAAGCCCCCCAAUCCUAUCUACAACGAGCCUGAUGAACCCAUAGCCUUCUACGCCAUGGGCCGGGGCAGCCCCGGGGAAGCCCCCAAAAACAUCUAUGUAGAGGUGGAAGAUAAGGGCCUGCCUGCCACCCUUGGUCACCCUGUCCUACGGAAAAGCCGGUCCAGGCCUGUCCCAGGAGCCCAGAAUACAGGUGGCUCCCAGCUGCAUUCUGAGAUCUCUGUGAUUGGGCAAGGCCCUCCCCUGCCUCACCAGCCCCCACCUGCCUGGAGACACACCCUCCCCCACAAUCUUUCUAGACAGGUGCUUCAGGACAGAGGAAAGGCAUGGCUCCCUCUCGGGCCUCCUCAGUAGGCGGAAAUGUGGAUGGAUCAAACCACAGGUGAUCAAAGCUGGAAAAAACCUCGGCCAUCAUCUAUUGCAAGAAUGGCAAAGAGGCGUCAUCUUGCAUGCCAACUCCAAUCCAUUGGUUGUGGCUGCCUAGAGUGCUGCAUUGGAAAGGAUGCUAAGGUCGUAUCUGAACUCAGCAGAAAAAAAGCGCAUGAUUGAUUAGUGAUGUCUGCCACGGGUAGGGGCGGGAGGAUGAGCAGCGUUACAUUUGCCCUCACUGAUCAAGUCCAACCCCCUCACUGUGCGGAAAGGAAACACAGCCCGAGAGGGACAGUGACUUGGCCAAGGUCAAGGACUGGAAUCCAGACUUCCUGAUUCCCUGUUUAGUGCUCUGCUCCUUCCCACACAUCCACAAACUCCAGUCCACAGGAAACAUCCGAGAUUUUCUCAAAUAGGAAGUCUGGCCACUUUCCAGAGUUCUGCUACACGGAGGCCUGGGUGCUGGGUCCCCUCCUCUGGAUCCCAGCUUAACUCUGUCCCCUGACAGGUCUGGCCUGACCCCCAACAAAGAAGCCUGGAGGUCAGAGAAGGAAAUGUAGAGUCUGCUCCCUCCGGAGAUCCCAAGAAUCCAGUGGCUCAGUGCUUGGUGAUUGUCUAAGACAGCAAGAAGUGUGCGAGGAGGGCCCUGCUGGCUCCCACUGUCCUGGUUUCUCCUCCUGGAGUCUAAUUUCCUUGGCCCUUGAGCCUUUGGGUCUGGGCCCUGGUCCAAUAAUGCUGCUGUUGUCUGAGGAAUGGUUUGGUGAGAACAGAUGUUAGAACUUGUUUGUCGAUUCUUGUCUGGCUAAUAAAUCAUCACCAACUGCCUCCCCCUACAG
Molecule: messenger RNA, 2161 nt
Organism: Saimiri boliviensis boliviensis (Bolivian squirrel monkey)
Lineage: Eukaryota; Metazoa; Chordata; Mammalia; Primates; Cebidae
Gene: SH2D2A
Product: SH2 domain containing 2A
Cellular component (GO): cytoplasm
Source: RefSeq, a predicted model, not a curated record